Molecule: messenger RNA, 3734 nt
Organism: Plectropomus leopardus (leopard coralgrouper)
Lineage: Eukaryota; Metazoa; Chordata; Actinopteri; Perciformes; Serranidae
Product: homeobox-containing protein 1
Biological process (GO): positive regulation of DNA-templated transcription
Cellular component (GO): nucleus
Molecular function (GO): double-stranded telomeric DNA binding
Source: RefSeq, a predicted model, not a curated record
GGUCAUAAAUUGAGACUCCCCACAUUUGCAUACACUAUUUCCCCACUGCAUAGCUGAAAGACAAUAUGACCCUGCACCGUUCACCCGCUGCUCGUUAAUUCACCGUCAACACCGGACCGAGGAGUUACUUUCUUCGGGGUGGCUGGGUGGACCGACACUUUCUCUACAGUUUUCACCAUCUUCGCCCUCCGUCCAGCCGGCUGCUGCUGUCUCUCCACAGCACCGGGAGAGGUCCAGCCGAGCUGAACUCCACGGAGCCAUGCGACAGUGGUGUGUCCCCGCCGCGACCCCUCGCACUGAACCGCUCCCGGGGCGCCUGUCUGUGUCGCCCCCUCCUUCAGAUGCCAGGAUGGAGUGCUGUGAGGUAGAGCCGCGCUACACUAUCGAACAGAUCGACCUCCUGCAGCGCCUGCGUCUCUCCGGCAUGACUAAACCUCAAAUCAUCCACGCUCUGGAGUCCCUGGAGAGGCUGGACCCGGACCACCGCCCGUCGCACUGUGACUCCCAGCCCGCCCCGUCCAACAACGCUCCCACCACAGCCGCCCCGGCCCCGUCCUCAUCUUCAUCCUCCUCCUCCUCGCUCUCCCUAGCCUCCGCCACCACGCAGACCUCCGGCCUGGACGGCGCCGCUCUGUCCCCCAGCAACAGCUAUGAGGCCUCUCCCCCACCCCUCUACCCUCCCAGCGUGGCAGUGCAGCGGUCAUUCAGCUACGACAUGAUGGGCGAGGAGGAGUGGGACCUGGAGGAAAAGGUGGAGGAGUACAUGAGGAGAGACAGCAACCUGGUGAAAGAAGAGAUCAAAACGUUCCUCAACAAUCGCAGGAUCUCUCAGGCCAUCGUAGGCCAAGUUACAGGCAUCAGCCAAAGCUACAUCUCCCAGUGGCUGCUGCAGCAGGGCCUGGAGAUGAGCGACUCCAAACGCAGAGCUUUCUACCGCUGGUACCUGCUGGAGAGGAAUAACCCAGGGCUGAGGUGGAGUGAAAGCCAGCACAGCGUGAGCCCCAUGCCCAGGGCCAGGGGAGGGGACAGAGACGUGACGGUAGCUGGGGCAAGCGGCAGCCUCCCCAACCCCAACACCAACCUCAACCCCAACCCAGUGUGGAGCAGGCAGAGAGAGCUGCUGAUGCACUUGCUGCCCUGGUACACUGCUGCUGCCGCGGCCGCCCAGGCCCAGCCAGGGGCUACCUUAUCGAUGCGCUCUCUGGUGAAGGAGGAGCCUGAUUGGAGGACAGGGAUCAUGGCAGGCGACAGAGCAGGGAUGGUGGGCGGGCCUCUGAGGCUGCGCAGAGGAAGCAGGUUCACCUGGAGGAAGGAGUGCCAAUCGAUCAUGGAGAGCUUCUUCAUGGAGAACCAGUACCCAGAUGAAGCAAAGCGGGAGGAGAUCGCCAACGCCUGCAACUCUGUCAUUCAGAAACCAGGCUGUAAGCUGUCUGAGUUUGAGCGUGUGACAGCGCUGAAGGUGUACAACUGGUUUGCCAACCGUCGGAAGGAGAUGAAGAGAAGAGCGAACAUAGAAGCUGCCAUUUUGGAAAGUCAUGGAAUUGAGGUGCCAAGUCCAAGCUGCCACUCAAACGGGGAGGAGGGAGAGAUGCAUGAGUUUGGCGAUCAGGUUAAUCAUCGAUUCUCAGAGCAGGAAGAGACAUCUUCCCACAGGAUUGUUGACCAACAAGACCCCUCCUCAUUGGCUACCACAGAAGUCGCAGCCCUGCCGAGCCCCACCCCUCAGGUCCUGGAUCAGAAAGAGGAGGAUUCAAAAAGGGAGACUGUGGAUGAAGAGUGACCAAAGCUGGUGGAGUUUGGAUCGUAUUUGAAUUUUAAUCAGAUGAAAUAGGAAAAAAAGUGUUCUUCCUCCACCCACGUAGGGCCUGUGGGGUCGAUGGCACCCAAAAAUCAAAGGGAGAGGGGUGCUGGGGCUCGCUGAGGUGCCUCUGAUGGUAAGGAGGCCACUGUAUUUAUCAACAGUAAUCCUGCUUAUAUUAACGGCAAUAUACAGUAUAUAUAUCAAUAUAUAGUGCAUUCCAAGAUGGUAUUAAGAAGCCUAAAUUCCUUAGAGGGAGAAUUAUGUAAAAGAUACCUCGCCCAUUUUAAGCUAAGCCUUUCUUGUUUUUUUGCCACAUGCCUUCUUUUAGCCUUUUCACCGAGUGCUUGUUUGAUGGACUGUGGUGCUGUGAGUGCUGAGCCUGCAGGUCAGGUGUGUUUAGGUGUGGGGAUAAAGUACACAAUCAAGGAUCGAGUUUAUGGUGAUAGGAACACCCUCCGCUUGCUUGAAUGUCUUUGACCCCAUCUGGUUCACAAGACUUUAACCUCAAUCAGUCGAUUGAUUCAAUCAGUCGAUCAAUCAACGAGUGCUGUUGCCAUCAAAUUUGUAAAGCCCUGAGGGACAACUGGAAUCUCAGGUAAUCCCAAAAAAGGUGGAUAAGGACAGUGAAGACUUGUCUUAACAUCCGCUUUGGUUUCUUCAUCUUGAUUUUCCUCAUCUUAACUGUUUAACCAAAACGGGAUGUUAUUUAUACCUUUUGAUAUUAGCAAAACAAGCCUAAGACGAUAUAUCAUAGAAUCUCUUUAUCAUCUGUCUUCUUUGUUAUACUGAAUGCUGCUGUUUGUUUUGGAGUUAUAUCCUCAUUUCAAACUCUGUCUCAAUCCUCAACUCAGCCAGUGAAGCUAGACGACACGCAGAAGUCUGCUCUGAUUUUGUUUUUCUCUUGAACGUUGAAAAGAACGCUAAAACAAAUGUGAUCAAAAAUGAUGCGAUAGCUUACACGCUACAAGCACCUUCUCUCCUAUUGGAAUAAGCUAAAGCUUAAGCUCCUGUAAGUUUGUAUGACUGUAAAGCUGCACUUCAAAGUGAAUAUCACUCUAACUGUAAGAGGGAAGCGUAUCAGACUACCUGCAUUUGGGCCUAGACCUGUACAUAACCCAGAGGAUAUACACGUCUAUGGGUGCUUUCCUUUAAAUAACAUAAGCACUAUAUAGAAACUGUUAUUUGUCACACUUGAAAAGCUUCCUUAAAGGAGCACUUCAACCACACAGUCACCAUUUGUACAACAAAAACACCUCGUUUUACCUCAAACUUGCAAAGAAAAUUUUGUUUUCUUACAUGCCUCCAUGGGGAACAGAGAAUCCAAAAAAGGUCAACAUUCUUCAUGAACUGAAUAUAUAGGGGUCCACAUUUAACAACAGCAAAACUACAUCAAAAUGAAAGGUUUACGAACUGUCACACAACUCGUGCAGUAUCAUCUGAGUCUCAUUCAUCCAGUUGUAUAAACAGUACUCCCCAGAAACCUGCAUUUUACUAAAACAUUAGGAUUAAAACACUUCUGCUUACAAGUAGAACCCUGAGUUUGCCUGAGCAAGCUAUUCACCCGUGCAUGAGACUGUACUUGUGUACUGUACAUGACAUGUCUUGAAUCUGAGGUUUUUUCUUACGCUUUUGGGUUGUCUGUCCAUAUAUAUAUAUGUCCAUCCGUACAGACUUACUUCCCAUUCUUGUGAAUGCCUGAAUGCCUCGAGGGAAGUUUUCCCAUAUGAAAAUGGGAAAAUAAAAAAUAAACAAAAUUGAAAACAAAAAAAACCUCAAAACAAAAAAUUAUAGUUAUGCUUUAAAAUAUUUUUAAAUAUAUAGUUAUGAUAAUCAUAAACAUGUAGUUCUCUGGAAAAUUUCCCCCAGCUUUCUUUUUUAUGUUGUUGUUUUCCUUUUUCCCAUAAUUCUGAAACAAAUCAAACAAAUUUGCUCA